AUGACGAAGCCACAAAUUGACCAUGCGCCUACAUUUGUCGACCGUUGGUCUCUUCGUGAUCAACAUGACAACAGCGAGUGGCUCGUCGGCGUGACUCAUCGUACCGAGAACAGCUCCCAGCAGUUGCACCCCACGGUGCGGGAAUUCGGCGACCUCAUCGAGAACCGGCCGCAUCUCAGGAUGCUCUUUGCGCUCAUGUCUCAGGACGUUCCUCAGGGUCCCCGCUACCUCCACGAUCUUAGUGGACGGCCCCAGAUCCGAGACUAUCGCCACAUGCUGCGCGCCGGAAUCCCACUGAGCGCCCUGCUAAAUUGGCCGAUGGGGACGCAGAGUGGAUUUGCGGCCUUACUGGAUCCCGAGGUAAAUGCCAUGAUCAAGAAAAUCCUGGGCACCUGGGGCGAAAACCUGCAGUCCCCGGACUCGAUCCAUGUCCUUGGCAGUGCUCCCACCGACUGGUUCGGACCGACGGGUCUCGCCGACCUGACUGAAGUCGCGAACAUCGGACACACGAACUAUGCUUUUGACGAAAUUCUUAUCGCCAACGGCACAGUACCGUACCGCGGCUUUCAGCCCUGGGACGAUUUCUUCAUCCGGUCCUUCCGCGAGGGCAUCCGUCCCGUCGCGGGCAAUGACAGCGUGAUCGCGAAUGCCUGCGAGUCGAAGCCCUAUAAGGUGCAGCACAACGCGAGCGCCCACGAUCAAUUCUGGGUCAAGGAACGGCCAUAUUCGAUUGUGGAUAUGCUGGGUGGCAAUCCGCUCUCCGAGAAGUUCAUCGGGGGCACAGUCUACCAAGCCUUCUUGAGCUCCCUGAACUACCAUCGCUGGCACGCGCCGGUCUCAGGCCGCAUCAUGAAAGCAUUCACGUUGAAUGGGACCUACUACUCGGAGCCCCUCAUCGUCGAUCUCGCCGCGCAGGAGCAAAGCCAUGACUAUCUCGACGAACUGAACCCGAUUGCCGCGCAGCCGUACCUCACCUCGGUGGCCACCCGCGCGGUGAUCUUCAUCGAAGCGGAUAACCCGGCCAUCGGAACGGUGGCGUUCAUUGGCGUCGGGAUGGCAGAGGUGUCCACUUGUGACAUUACAGUCAAGGAUGGCGACCAUGUCCACAAGGGUGACGAGUUGGGGAUGUUUCACUACGGGGGGUCGACUCACUGCCUUCUGUUCCAGAAGGGCGUCAACGUGACACGAUUUCCUGCGACAGGUCAGGCUUACAAUGUACCGGUCCGGGGUCACUUGGCGACUAUUGGUUGA
Aspergillus japonicus CBS 114.51 is the source of this 1251-nucleotide messenger RNA. RefSeq names its product phosphatidylserine decarboxylase family protein. Bases 1 to 1251 code for a protein of 416 amino acids. Gene Ontology annotation, molecular function: phosphatidylserine decarboxylase activity. Gene Ontology annotation, biological process: phosphatidylethanolamine biosynthetic process. The transcript is spliced from 4 exons. The record is from RefSeq and is a predicted model, not a curated record. Lineage: Eukaryota; Fungi; Ascomycota; Eurotiomycetes; Eurotiales; Aspergillaceae. Gene Ontology annotation, cellular component: mitochondrion.